Messenger RNA from Coregonus sp. 'balchen', 20155 nucleotides. NCBI's taxonomy places the organism in Eukaryota, Metazoa, Chordata, Actinopteri, Salmoniformes, Salmonidae. The record is from the annotation of a GenBank genome assembly.
GCUAAACUUACUCCAUAUAGUCUGACUUCCUGGGCUCAGGGAGAGAGUGUUUGCGAUAGUGCUAAUCUGUGUGGGAGCCCCAUACAUGAGCGCUUUGUUUGAAACUGUGAGCUUUUUUUUAAACCUCCUCACCAGUGAGAGGGGACUAUAGGGACUUCCCUUUUUUUUAACUCUCCAUUUCUCCUUCACUACAUCGGUGGACAGGAUGAUAGCAGCACAGCUUCUGGCCUACUUCUUCACUGAGUUGAAGGAUGACAAAGUCAAAAAGGUGAGUGCCCUGUAGGGACUGUGCUACAGCAAGCAGAGCCAUUGCUACCUUCCUCCUAAAAAUAGGACAGCUUUGAGGCACAGAGCUCAGGGCCAUGUGACAAAAGGUGACACAAUCUGAAGCCCUGGGCUUAUGGAGUGCCCUGAAGCUGGUAGAUUCUCUCUGACUAGAGUCAGGGUUACAUUUCCCUAUGUUGUGAUAGCAUGCAGCAGCAUUGACAGUACCGGUCAGGGCAUCUUGUCUGUGCCACUGCAAUGUCCUUGAAACCAGGAUGUGGGCUGCCCUGAGCAGUGGGUUCUGGAUUUUUCCAUGUCUCUUGUGACUGAAUGUUUAGGGUGUGGUAACUCUAACCCUGUGAGAGGUCAGGAGCAUCUAAAAGUCUACCCACCUCUUGUGAGCAGAGAGUCAGGUUUCAGCCGCCGAAUGACAUUGCGUCCACCCGCUUCCUGGAGGCCCUUGCUGUAAUAAUUUCACUCUGCAUUGUUGAGAGAGAAAGGAAUGCAAACAUUGAGAACGUGCAUGUUGAAACUGCCCAACACCACCUCUCUAGGCUGUUGUAGGACUACUGGCUAGGGUGUGUUAGUGGAAAAUUCCUAAAGACAAGCUAGCAAGUACAUAAUCUAGCUGAGAAUCCUAUAUCCUUGUGGUAAAUGUAAUGUCACUAGAUUAAAACCAGCAAUUAUUGGGAAGUAUCAAACAUCUUUAGAUUUCUCUGGCACAGACAAAUUACAGCGAGGUACAGGUUAUUUAUUCUCUGAAGGUUAUUCGUGUGGAUGUCUGAGAUGUGCAGCAGCAUGACUUGUAGUGCUAAUGAAAGAAACAUUCAGUUGCAAGUUGUUGGGCUCAACUAGUGUUUUGUAACAGGCCCAAACAGUGAUCAAAAUAUGUAUGUGCUUUUACUUGUUUGGUGAGCUGCAAGUACAUUUUUUAGAGUUAUUUUCUCCUCUAAAUUUGCUGUGUUUGGUGAUCAACUCAGUUCGACUCUAAAAAGGAAUCUAAAACAUUCAGGUCUUGUACAAUCCAAUCUUCCUUAAUUGUGCAAUACCCUCUCUGAGUAGUAUCCAGAUUUUUUUAUUAUAUUUUUUACAAUAUGUGCAAUACGAUCAGGGAUAAGGAAUGUGACAUAGGCAGCACAUAGAUUGUGUGGGUUUGUGGUCACUAAUUUACGUGAUUAAUAUGUCAGACAACUACGCCUACGUGGCCAGCAGCGAGGGACGUGCUAAAGGGCCACACUCCCGUUCUACAUCUUUAGGAAACAGGAAACAAUGUGAUGACUGUAAAAAGUUACCAGUGAUAACUAAGUUUACAUAUCCUCUCUCCUUUAUUGCGAUAUGUGCUGUGGUAGUAAAAAAACAUUGACAUAUCGAAAUACUUUGUUUGGCAUACUCCAAGGCCUUUAGCCAGUGGCUAGAGAAACACACCCAUAUUACGUCUGGUUAUCAGGUUAAACAGUGUUCUGAACACAAUGCAAUGAAGGUUCAACAUGUGGCCACUUUCAGUUAAUACAAAAGCAUUCCUUACAGGGUUAGUUGUGUCUACAAAACUAUUAUGUGUCCUACGUGUAAAUGUAACAAAGGACAAGUGAAGACACUACUUUUUGCACAAUCAAUAUUUAAAAACAAUAAAUAACACUACAUGUUUGUAAAAAGCGCAUUACCAAAUUUCAUCAGCCUAAUCUCAAGGCUGAUGAAAUGGGUAGAACAGGAAAUAUGUGUAAUAUCUAACCCCUGGAACAGGAAGCCCACACAUUGUUCAUAAAUGACUGCUAUUUACCUUGCCUUCAGAAAGUAUUCAUACCCCUUGACUUAUUGUGUUUCAGCCUGUUUUGUAAAUGAAUUUAACCAAACACACAAUACCCCAUAAUGACAAAGUUAAAACAUGUUUUUAUACAUUUUAAGCAAAGUUAUUGAAAAUGAAAUACAGAAAUAUCUAAUUUACAUAAGUAUUCACAUCCCUGAGACAAUACAUGUUAGAAUCACAUUUGGCAGCGAUUACAGCUGUGGGUCUUUCUGGGUAAGUCUCCAAGAGCUUUGCACACCUGGUAGUUAGAAUGGCGCCGGAGGAGAUGGCUGCCGUUUUACGGUCCCCUAACCAAUUGUGCUAUUAUGUGUGUUUUUUCGCGUUAUUUGUAAUUUAUUCUGUACAUACAGUGAGGGAAAAAAGUAUUUGAUCCCCUGCUGAUUUUGUACGUUUGCCCACUGACAAAGAAAUUAUCAGUCUAUAAUUUUAAUGGUAGGUUUAUUUGAACAGUGAGAGACAGAAUAACAACAAAAAAAUCCAGAAAAACGCAUGUCAAAAAUUUUAUAAAUUGAUAAGCAUUUUAAUGAGGGAAAUAAGUAUUUAACCCCCUCUCAAUCACAAAGAUUUCUGGCUCCCAGGUGUCUUUUAUACAGGUAACGAGCUGAGAUUAGGAGCACACUAGGCUACAAGACCAUCGCCAAGCAGCUUGGUGAGAAGGUGACAACAGUUGGUGCGAUUAUUCGCAAAUGGAAGAAACACAAAAUAACUGUCAAUCUCCCUCUGCCUGGGGCUCCAUGCAAGAUCUCACCUCGUGGAGUUGCAAUGAUCAUGAGAACGGUGAGGAAUCAGCCCAGAACUACACAGGAGGAUCUUGUCAAUGAUCUCAAGGCAGCUGGGACCAUAGUCACCAAGAAAAUAAUUGGUAACACACUACGCCGUGAAGAACUGAAAUCCUGCAGCGCCCGCAAGGUCCCCCUGCUCAAGAAAGCACAUAUACAGGCCCAUCUGAAGUUUGCCAAUGAACAUCUGAAUGAUUCAGAGGAGAACUGGGUGAAAGUGUUGUGGUCAGAUGAGACCAAAAUCGAGCUCUUUGGCAUCAACUCAACUCGCCGUGUUUGGAGGAGGAGGAAUGCUGCCUAUGACCCCAAGAACACCAUCCCCACCAUCAAACAUGGAGGUGGAAACAUUAUGCUUUGGUGGUGUUUUUCUGCUAAGGGGACAGGACAACUUCACCGCAUCAAAGGGACGAUGGACGGGGCCAUGUACCGUCAAAUCUUGGGUGAGAACCUCCUUCCCUCAGCCACGGCAUUGAAAAUUGGUCGUGGAUGGGUAUUCCAGCAUGACAUUGACCCAAAACACACGGCCAAGGCAACAAAGGAGUGGCUCAAGAAGAAGCACAUUAAGGUCCUGGAGUGGCCUAGCCAGUCUCCAGACCUUAAUCCCAUAGAAAAUCUGUGGAGGGAGCUGAAGGUUCGAGUUGCAAAACAUCAGCCUCAAAACCUUAAUGACUUGGAGAAGAUCUGCAAAGAGGAGUGGGACAAAAUCCCUCCUGAGAUGUGUGCAAACCUGGUGGCCAACUACAAGAAAUGUCUGACCUCUGUGAUUGCCAACAAGGGUUUUGCCACCAAGUACUAAGUCAUGUUUUGCAGAGGGGUCAAAUACUUAUUUCCCUCAUUAAAAUGCAAAUCAAUUUAUAACAUUUUUGACAUGCGUUAUUCUGGAUUUUUUUGUUGUUAUUCUGUCUCUCACUGUUCAAAUAAACCUACCAUUAAAACUAUAGACUGAUCAUGUCUUUGUCAGUGGGCAAAAAUACAGAAUCAGCAGGGGAUCAAAUACUUUUUUCCCUGACUAAUGUUUCUGCCACCGUCUCUUAUGACCAAAAAGAGCUUCUGGAUAUCAGGACAGCGAUUACUCACCUCGUAAUGGACGAAGAUUUUUUCUUCAACGAGUCGGACGCGAUGGAUAUUCUACAGACACCCGACAAGGCCCAAAUCCCCAUCAUUCGCAUGAGAAAGAGACGGAGAUAUCGUGGACGUAGGUCGGGGUGCCUUGUAAGGAUCCGACGGAGAGUGAGUAAUCUGCCUCUUCCAUCAGUCCUAUUAGCCAACGUAAAAUGAUUGGAAAACAAAAUGGAAGACAUACGAUCAAGGAUAUCCUGGCGGGAUAAACACUACAUCGGCAGGAUAAAACGGCUGACUCCAGUAAGACAAGGGGUGGCGGUCUGUGUAUAUUUGUAAACAACAGCUGGUGCACAAAAUCAAAUAGUAAGGAAGUCUCUAGGUUUUGCUCGCCUGAGGUAGAGUAUCUCAUGAUAAGCUUUAGACCACAAUAUUUACCAAGAGAGUUUUCUUCUAUAUUUUUCGUAACUGUCUAUUUACCACCUCAAACCGAUGCUGGCACUAAGACUGCACUCAAUGAGCUGUAUAAGGCCAUAAGCAAACAGGAAAACAUCCAGAGGCAGCGCUCCUAGUGGCCGGGGACUUUAAUGCAGGGAAACUUAAAUCCGUUCUACCUAAUUUCUACCAGCAUGUUAAAUGUGCAACCAGAGGAAAAAAAACUCUAGACCACCUUUACUCCACACACAGAGAUGCGUAGAAAGCUCUCCCUCGCCCUCCAUUUGGCAAAUCUGACCAUAAUUAUAUCCUCCUGAUUCCUGCUUAUAAGCAAAAACUAAAGCAGGAAGCACCAGUGACUCGGUUAAUAAGGAAGUGGUCAGAUGAUGCAGAUGCUAAGCUGCAGGACUGUUUUUCCUAGCACAGACUGGAAUAUGUUCGGGGAUUCUUCCGAUGGCAUUGAGGAGUACACCACAUCAGUCACUGGCUUCAUCAAUAAGUGCAUUGAUGACGUCGGCCCCACAGUGACCGUACGUUCAUACCCCAACCAGAAGCCAUGGAUUACAGGCAACAUCUGCACUGAGCUAAAGGGUAGAGCUGCCGCUUUCAAGGAGUGGGACUCAAACCCAGACGCUUAUAAGAAAUCCCGCUAUGCCCUCUGACAAACCAUCAAACAGGCAGAGUCAAUUCGGGACUAAGAUUGAAUCGUACUACACCGGCUGCUCGUUGUUGAUCCAUCUUAAAUUGUAUUCCUCAUACUCAAAGGGAUAUUCAAUGUCUGCUUUUUUUUUUUAACCCAUCUACAAAUAGGUGCCCUUCUUUGCGAGGCAUUGGAAACCUCCCUGGUGUUUCUAGUUGAAUCUGUGUCUGAAAUUUAGGCUGUAACACAACAAAAUGUGGAAAAAGUCAAGGGGUGUGAAUACUUUCUGAAGGCACUGUAUGGUGUGUGUUCAUUAUUUUUUAUAACAAUGCUGACUGUAUGUACUGUAUGCCAAUCAUCGUGACUUGCUUUUAAUGUUUCCUGCAUUGGAUUAAAGUUUAUACAGUUAGUGCUAACCCAAUCAUUUUAUAUCUCACAUAAAUUCCUUUCAGUUUUAUUCCUCUUAUUACAGACUGGCACUGUGUAGCUCUUUACUGGAAUGUCUCAAGGUAGCUCAGUAGAGCCCUGUCCUCAAAUAAACUCCUGUUUUAUUUCACUAGUGCUGCCUUCAUUCACUUGGACAGAACGGCUCACUCUCCCAAGAUUAAGGGUCAGAGGUGUGGCCUUCAUGUCACUAGGCCCAGUAUGUCAAAGGACAGCUGAAUUACUAGUACUACUAGAAUGUCGUGUUUUGUAACUUUUGGUGUUGUUUGUGAGCCCAUUGUGUUCCCUUUCAAGGAGAAAGCAGAUAAUAUCAUCUUAAUUUUUUGAAUGUUGAUGUAUAAAUGGUGAAUGGAUUAAACUGGAGAAAACAUUUCCCUCAAGAAGAAGGUGGUUGUGAAUGAUCAAUGAUGAUGACGUGUUGAUGUCUUUCAGAUCGAUAAGUACCUGUAUGCCAUGCGUUUCUCCGACGAGACGCUGGUGGACAUCAUGAAGCGCUUCAGGAUGGAGCUGGGAAAUGGGCUGGGCCAGGACACCAAUCCCACAGCAACCGUCAAGAUGCUGCCCACCUUCGUCAGGUCCAUUCCUGACGGAUCAGGUGAGCAUGGAUACUCAGAUGAAGAAGAGUUGUGGGAAAUGUAUGCGUUUCUUUAAUAGGGACAAGAUGUAACAUGUUAAAGUUACCAGUGUAGGAUAUUAAUUUGAUCACCCUGUUGUUUCAGGACAUUUCCUGCAUACCAGGAAAUACAAACCUUGUAUUCAAGGUUUUAAAAGGCUUCUAAAGUUUGUAAUUUCCACUUUAAAAUGUCAGAAUUGAUUUGACGUAAUUUAGCCUCUGCCGAUUAUCCAACAACCGGAUGUUCCGGUUUUCAGGGGAAAUGGAAAAAGAACUUGUGACGCUACUUCAGCUUUUGGACGUUAACAAGGCAACACUCCAUCUUAACUCCUCCUCCACAUUUACUGGAUUGGUUGAACAGUGCAGAGAGAACCUCCCCCGACAGUUUUUUCUUCUUCUCAUCAAGACCAGUAUGUAAGGGAUCUAUUUUCAGGCGUUUCUGUUACGUCUGCUACGUUAGGUUAGCCCUAACAACAAAAUGUAUAAACCCCUACAAAAAUGUCCAUUAAUUAUAAUCCACACAAUAAUUCACAUUUCCUGUUGCUGCAGGAUUAUUUUCCAGCUGUUAGAAACGUCUAAAAUGAAGAUCGUACAUCUGUACACAUCUAGGUGGGAUGAAGAAACCUGGGGUGUAAUCAUUAGCCUUAGAUGCUAAAACAAGAGUUUCUAUUGGACAAAUUCAAGUAAGUCCCUCCCCAUUUUGUUCCAUUUGCGUUCGUUUGAGAAACGCUUUGCAACAGAAUUGGCAGAAUGAUUACACCCCAGUUAGUUACAGUCACAAUAGAAAUGAGAGGAUCUGAUUUCCUGAGUCAGACCUACAUUUAAUUUUACCAAUAUUAAAGGACACAAUCUCAUAAAUCUCACCUCAUCAAUUUUCCUAUGAUAUUUCAGGGCAGGUCAAUAUGAGUUGGCAGAACAUUUAAUCUGCCAACUUUCAAAUCAAACCCUUUUAAUGAAAAAGGUUAUCUGAGGUCCCUGAUACAGUACCCUGAAAUAAUGUUUGAUUCAUGAAAAAUUGCAUCUUAUUGUGUCCAACACUUAUAAACUUUGCUAGAAUGUGGGAACAACUGGUGUGUCAAUCUAAAGUAGCAGAAGAUUGGUACAUUUUUCGAUCAACUAACUUGAAUAAUGUGUUUCAAAUUGAUAAAUGAAGCAUCCAGUGGGUUCAUUAAUGCAUUCAUUCAAUGUUGAAUGAACUGUUGUCGUCUGAUUAGCUGUAAGCCUACUGCAGCGCCAAGCUUGCCAUGUAAUCAUGGUAGAAUCUGCCUUUGCUGCAGUGUGUAAGCAUUCUAUGUUCAAGCCCUCCAGCACCCUAUCAAAAGCCUGUGAUUACAUCAUAGAUUACACAUAAUCCCACCUCCAGAUUUUCACAGGCAGUCAGUGUCUGAUUGAUUGUACCGUCUGUACUCGGUAGAAGGCUGAGUUGUGUGUGUGACCGGCGGGUUUGGAACCCGGGUCUCCUGUGUGCUACAAUACCGUGGUAACACUUUGAGGAAAUGCCUAUAGCAUUAGCUUGGGGAUCUACGUGUGAGCAUGGUCAACAUUAUCAACUAUAUGUGUUAUGUGUUAUCAACUAUAUGGAAUAUGACUAUCAGCCACUGCAACACCAAAAUGUUUCCCACGGUCAGUGACAUGGAACUGUAUCCUGAUCAUCUUUUAGCUCCACAAGCAUCGCUAUGAAUGUCUUGAUUCCUGUUUAACAACACAGUAAUAACUUCUUGAAAUUAAUACAUAGUACACUAUGAAGAUGGUUGAGGACCCUGGCAUUCCUUCAGUUAUUUAUUCCAUAAGGAAUUGUUGAAGGGAGUGGAGAAUUAGAUUUAAAACAAUGAUUUUCACUAGGCUAUCUAUAUACUUUUAUGUGAUUUUCAGCCUCUUCAUUUGUAAGUAAUGCGAUACUAAUAAAGAUGAACAUUGUAAAUACAGGAUAGUUUAGUGGCUCCUUUAAGACUCCUACUGUUUCUGUGGCAAGUAUCAUCCAGGCCGCUGAAUUCUGCUCUCAUUCACAUGUUAAAACGUGUUAAUUUAUUAACAAGGAAGCAGUGAAGGAAGUCUAAUGGGUUUGACUACCUCUUGACCUAGCCUACUGUUGCAACGCUACACUGACUGAAGUUAGUGCAACUGUGUAGUGCAGGACUGCCCAACCCUGUUCCUGGAGAGCUACCAUCCUGUAAGUUUUUGUUCCAACCCUAAUCUAGUACACCUGAUUCUAGAAUUAGCAGGUUGAUAAAAUGAAUCAGGUUAGUUACACCUGGGGUGGGAGCGAAAACCUACAGGAGGGUAGCUCUCCAGGAACAGAGUUGGGCAACCCUGGUGUAGUGCAAUCAUCGGUGAAGCUUUCUCACUUUCUCCCAUCAGAAGACCAAUUUGGCAGAGUGUGAAUACUAGCCGAUAGCCAACCUAGCAAUGAUUUGUUGUUGUCAGGCGACAGCAGUAGGGUGGAUUAGGUUGUUAAUCUGUCUGCACUCAGUGUUUUAGGAUUGGAUGUAAAAAAUAAAUAAUGCAUUUCCUAUCAAACAAUCACUUUGAAGUAAAUCAAAAAGUUACAUGAACCAGAGUGGCGCAGUGGUCUAAGGCACUGCAUCGCAGUGCAAACUGUGCCACUAGAGAUCCUGGUUCGAAUCCAGGCUCUGUCGCAGCCGGCCGCGACCGGGAGACCCAUGGGGCGGCGCACAAUUGGCCCAGCGUCGUCCAGGGUAGGGGAGGGAAUGGCCGGCAGGGAUGUAGCUCAGUUGAUAGAGCAUGGCGUUUGCAACGCCAGGGUUGUGGGUUCGAUUCCCACGGGGGGCCAGUAUAAAAAAAUAAUAUAUGUAUUCACUAACUGUAAGUUGCUCUGGAUAAGAGCGUCUGCUAAAUGACUAAAAUGUAAAUGUAAAUGUAACCACACUGUCAGUGUAUUAGCUUGUGGAUGGAGUAAGAGAUCAGAUAUGCAGUAGACCUCUACGGUUCAAAUGUUGCAUUUCCUCUAGUUUUCAAAGGAAUGUUGCAUAGUUCCGUUGGUUUUCAAAGGAGAAGUUGUCAUGCCCAUAAAGGACUACUGCUUUAAUUGCAACAUGUUCUCAAGACAGUGUCAAACUGUCUUUAAUUCCCGGUAGAGUGGAUUUUUGGCAAGAGUUGCCAGGAGCUUUUGCCAAAAUGAUAUAGUGUUGCAUGGCAAUGCCAAGGAUAGUCAGCCCAGGCAUGGGCAACACAAGGAGUUCAGUCUCUGUGGAAUCUGACUGUAGAACUAUAACCCACAUACCUCUAUCAGGACUAUGUGCCCCCUUCAGUUCCAGUGGGCAUCAUGCCUCUGCUUCCAGUGGCUCAUAUGUUCUUGCUGUGACAACAUUAGAUUAGAUUAUAUCAACUUUAUUAUCCCACCAGGGGAAAAUGUAUUUGGUCAUGUUCUUAAAAAGACACAUACAGGUGUAGGAUCUUAAUUUAAACACCCUGUUGCAGGAGAACUUUCCUGCAAUGCAUCAACCCCUACAAAAAUGUAUAUUCAUUAUGAUCCACACAAUAAUUCACAUUUCCUGUUGCUGGAGGAUUAUUUUCCUGCUGUAGAAAACUGGUUCAAAUUAAGAUCCUACAUCUGUACAUGAAAGAACACAGAAUAAUAAUCCACAAUAAAAUGCAUUUGAAGGUGCGAUGAAGGAACACAUCCAUAUUGUUUUUGCUUGUUACAGAGAAGGGGGACUUCAUUGCUCUGGAUCUGGGAGGCUCGGCCUUCCGCAUCCUGCGAGUGAAGGUGUCCCAUGAGAAGAAGCAGACGGUUCAGAUGGAGAGCCAGGUCUAUGACACUCCUGAGGACAUCAUCCAUGGCAGCGGCACUCAGGUACAGGGUACCUUUCAAACUCAUACCAUAUGUACAUGUCUAAGGGCCCGAUUCAGACUUGAGAUAAGUAGACUUAAAGCUGCAAUAUGUAACUUUUUGGGCGACCCGAUCAAAUUCACAUAGAAAUAUGUUAUAGAUAUGUUAUUCACAUUGAAAGCAAGUCUAAGCAGCUGUAGAUCUGUUCUAUGUGUGCUAUUUCUAUGCUUAGUUCUUAAGUUUUGUUUUUGCAUCUUUUACUUUCGGUUUUGUAUACCAGCUUCAAACAGCUGAAAAUACAAUAUGUUUGGUUAUUGAAAAUAUAUUUCACGGCAGUUUAGAUGGUACAAUGAUUCUCUACGCUAUUCAUUGCUUGUUUUGACACAUAAACUGAAAUUAGGCUAACUAUAAAAAUUUUAGUAACCAGGAAAUGGCAGAGUGAUUUCUGCAUAUUGCAUCUUUAAUUAACAAUGGACUUAAGUAAAUUAUUUCCUGAUUUGGCCUCGUUUUAGAUUUGGUUCAUUAAGAAAUGCUAGCGGCUAUGACUGAAUUCAAACAUCAGUUGGUUUCGGGGGUGUGGUUUGAUGUCGUUGUCUCUUGUGUGUGUUCGCAGGUGGGAAGAGUAAGCCAAAUUAUUUUGCCAAUUAGCUUCAGCCGGCGUUGUGCGACCGUGGCAAAAUUAGUUUGACUUUGGAUAGCCUAUCCCUGGGGAUAGUUAGGGACCGUCAAUAAAUUACACAAUGUAAAUGGGAAAAUCAUUUCAUGUUGCACACCGUCUAGUUGUCUCAUUAAAUGCUUUCAAUAUUUGUAUAUGAAUUUCUACAAUUUAUAGUUGGUUUGAGGUUUUUAAGUAAUUGACAUUUGGAGCUAUUGACAUUUUAAAAUAUUGUCCCAUGUACAUUGUGUAAUUUACUGAUUGUCCCUAACCAGCCCCAUAGGGAUAUUGAAUGUCAAACCAAAUUGAACAUGGGCAUUACAAAACGAUUACUUGGGUGCUACCAGCUGUGGGCAUGUGGGCAGGAUUAAAAUAAACAAGAAGGUGUUAUGGGUUCGCACUCAAAAAGAUGUCGCAUGAAGCAUAAAGUGUUUCUUUGUGACUCAUUUGUAUACAAGUAGACCAGAAAAGCCACAUCCCUGAUUGGCAGAUGAGUGGCAACCAUGAUUAGAAGCACCCGCUGCUCAUCUGUUGUUCUUUACUAAUGCUGCUUGGAAUUAAAAGACAAUUGUACCUACCCACUGAAGAAGGCUGUAAAGCUGAAACGUCUGUGUAAGCUAUCCCUGAUGCAGUGAAAAUUAUUAACAUUGAAUAAUGAAGUAAUGCAACAUCUUUUUGGGUGCGAACCCAUUACAGAUUUUUGUUCGUCUGAAUCCGCGGGUUUUACACACCAGCCAAGCUUCUGGGAGAGCGUGAUGGUUCUCUUUUGAUCAGGAUUAAAAUAAACCCAACCCACAGAAAACUGUUACGGUACCCUUCAUGCCGUGACCUACAAUUUUUUCCUAUCAUCUCGCAAAUCUCCUUUUUGGACGAGACUGACUUUAUGACCAACAUUAUUCUAUUUACACUUUGUAGUCAAUUUUGACACUAGAGUAAAUUAUUCUGAUUCAUAUCGAUUACACAUAGGACGUUUUCAAAACGAGAUGUUGCUUUUUAGGGGCAGUUGCUCUUUAAGUCUUUUUUUAUUUUUUUCUUAAGUCUGUGUCAAAUCAACUUAUCUCAAGUCUGAAUAGGGCCCUAAAAGCCUAGUGGCAAGGGAAACAAAGUGUGCAUUGCAGUCUCUCCUUGUCCAUAGAUUGCUGUCGAGAUAACUAUCCCUAACUUAAUUAUUUUCCUUUCUCUUGCAGUUGUUUGACCAUGUUGCAGAGUGCCUGGGUGACUUCAUGGAGAAGCAGAAUAUCAAGGACAAGAAGCUUCCAGUCGGCUUCACCUUCUCAUUCCCCUGUGCACAAACCAAACUGAAUGAGGUGAGAGAAUGAACAAGCCAAUAGUACUGUACACCUGUGAGAGUAUCAGCUUCAGUUUCGAAGACAGUUCAUAUAUUGUAGCUCAAUCAUCUAACUGCCUGUUUGUCUGUCGCAGAGUUAUUUGCUCACUUGGACUAAACGCUUUAAAGCCAGUGGAGUUGAGGGGAUGGACGUUGUGGCACUUCUGAACAAGGCCAUCAAAAAGCGUGGGGUAUGUUUGAUGUUUUUAAGCAUGAUUGCCUGAUGCAAUGACAAUGAAGUUCAGUCAUAAGCAAUGAAUAGAAAGACAUCUGUUGCACCAAGGUUGUAUAAUUGUAACCCUGUGCUUUUUUCAGGACUAUGACGCAGACAUCAUGGCAGUGGUCAACGACACGGUUGGAACCAUGAUGACCUGUGGCUUUGAUGACCAGCGGUGUGAAGUCGGGGUCAUCAUAGGUAUCCACUUACCUCCCAACAGACCAUUCUUUUUUUUUUUAUUCAGACAUUUUUUAUAAUUUUUUCAUUCGAACAGAUACAAUGCUGUUGGAUUUCAAUGUUUCUCUGCUUAUCACCUUUUUGCCCCAUUUUUUGUUCAAGCCGGGUUGAAGCUCAUUGGGUACGCACUCAAAUCAAAUCAAAUGUUUGUCAAAUUAGCCAAAUAGACUUUACCGUGAAACGCUUGCUUACGAGCCCCUCCCAACGAUGCAGAGUAAAAAAAAAAAGUCAUAAUAAAAAUAGAGUAACACAAGGAAUAAAAUAUAACGCACAAGAAUGGACCUCCAUGUAUAUACAGAGCUAUAUACAGGAAGUAGUACUCUCGCUACUAACGUGUUGUCUCUUGGUGUUUCCUCAUUCUCCUUCGUUUCUGGAUGUACUACAGUAUUUUAAAACAUGCAGUUGUAAAUUAAAACACCAGCCAACACUGUUCAUAGGGAAUCGAUGUGGUGGCCCUUGUUAAUGACACAGUGGGAACCAUGAUGACCUGUGGCUAUGACGACCAGCAUUGUGAAGUGGGGGUCGUCAUAGGUCAGCCUGGCAUUCAUUCGCACCCUUCAUUCAGAAUGGUUGUUUCAUUGUCAGUAUUAUGAGUCUUUACCUCUAGCUACCCAACAGUUUUUCAAUGUAAUUCAAUUCAAAGGGCUUUAUUGGCAUGGGAAACAUAUGGAAUAGACAACAAACACAAGGGAAAUAAACAAUCAGUAAACAUUACACUCACAAAAGUUUUAAAGGAGUAUAGACAUUUCAAAUGUUAUAUUAUUGGCAAUGUACAGUGUUGUAACGAUGUGCAAAUAGUUAAAGAAGGCAGAAUCUUCCUCACCAUUGCUUCUGUACGUCAUCUCAGGCACAGGUACUAAUGCUUGUUACAUGGAGGAGCUGAGGCACAUUGACCUGGUGGAGGGAGACGAGGGCAGGAUGUGCAUCAACACAGAGUGGGGAGCCUUCGGGGACAAUGGGAUGCUGGAGGACAUUCGCACAGAGUUUGACAGAGAGAUUGACCGGGGAUCUCUGAACCCAGGGAAACAGCUGUAUGUCUCCUAGUAUUAUUAGACUAUAAAGUAGACCUUACCGAGUGACUAUGAAAGGAUCAGUCAAGUGUAUUGAUAGAAGAUGUUAUCUUAAGUGUUACCUUUUCCCUUAGUGUUUAGAAAUGUAUUGUAUAUUUUUCUCUCCAGGUUUGAGAAGAUGGUCAGUGGGAUGUACAUGGGCGAACUUGUGCGACUCAUCCUGGUCAAGAUGGCCAAAGAAGAAUUUUUGUUCGAGGGUCGAAUAACCCCUGAACUUCUUACCAAAGGGACAUUUGAUACCAAACAUGUUUCUGCCAUUGAAAAGUAGGUGUCAAUCAGUUUUAUUUUCCUUCGGUGUCGACUUGUGUCAUAUUUCAAGACUUCACACUACCACUGUACACCUUUGUAAUGUUAUUUACCACCACUGAGCUCAUCCCUUCUCCGUACCUGUCAUUGUCCAGGAGUAAAGAAGGCCUCACCAAAGCCAAGGAGAUCCUGGGUCGCCUGGGUGUGGAACCAUCUGCAGAUGACUGCAUCGCUGUGCAGCACGUAUGCACCAUAGUCUCCCACAGAUCAGCCAACCUCAUCGCUGCCACUCUGGGCGGCAUCCUCUCCAGGCUAAAGGACAACAAAGGGAAUCCUCGUCUUCGCACUACUGUGGGCAUCGACGGCUCUCUCUACAAGAUGCACCCGCAGUGAGUAGCCUAUACCACUAGAGGGCCCCCUGGAUACAGUGAUUAGCCUAUAACACUAGAGGGCCCUGUGGAUAGAGGGAUUAGCCUAUGCCAGUAGUGGGCCCCCUGGAGACAGUGAUUAGCCUAUACCACUAGAGGCCCCCCUGGAGACAGUGAUUAGCCUAUGCCAGUAGUGGGCCCCCUGGAGACAGUGAUUAGCCUAUACCACUAGAGGCCCCCCUGGAGACAGUGAUUAGCCUAUACCACUAGAGGGCCCCCUGGAGACAGUGAUUAGUCUAUACCACUAGAGGCCCCCCUGGAGACAGUGAUUAGCCUAUACCAGUAGUGGGCCCCCUGGAGACAGUGAUUAGUCUAUACCACUAGAGGCCCCCCUGGAGACAGUGAUUAGCCUAUGCCAGUAGUGGGCCCCCUGGAGACAGUGAUUAGCCUAUACCACUAGAGGGCUCCCUGGAGACAGUGAUUAGCCUAUGCCAGUAGUGGGCCCCCUGGAGACAGUGAUUAGCCUAUACCACUAGAGGGCUCCCUGGAGACAGUGAUUAGCCUAUACCACUAGUGGGCCCCCUGGAGACAGUGAUUAGUCUAUACCACUAGUGGGCCCCCUGGAGACAGUGAUUAGCCUAUACCACUAGUGGGCCCCCUGGAGACAGUGAUUAGCCUAUACCACUAGAGGGUCUCCUGGGUACAAGGCAUACUGUACCUAGCUCUUAUCGUGCAUCUUAAUUGUGUAUCUUGAUUUGAAGCAAUGCGAUUCUGUCAAAUGGCUUAGGGAUAUACUAUAAUGGACUUUGAAAAAGAGACACUGAUACAGAUAUCAACGUUAUAUUUGACUAGGACCAAGAGCCUGAGUUGUGUUGAGUUACAUGUUGGUCUGACUGAGAAUCUCCCUGCCCAUCUCCUCAGAUAUGCCCGGCGUCUCCACAAAACCGUCCGCCGCCUAGUUCCCGAGUCAGACGUCCGCUUCCUGCUCUCAGAGAGUGGGAGCUCCAAGGGCGCUGCCAUGGUGACCGCCGUGGCCUACCGGCUGGCUGACCAGCGUCGUCAGAUCACAGAGACCAUGGCUGAGUUCAGACUGACCAAUGACCAGCUGCUGGAGGUAAAGAAGAGGAUGAGGACGGAGAUCCAGAACGGCCUGGGGAAAAAGACCCAUGACAGCGCCACCGUCAAGAUGUGGCCCACAUAUGUACGCAGCACACCGGAUGGAUCAGGUAAGACAUUUUACACUUCCUCUGAUCCCCCUGCUGUAUAAAACCACAUCAAUAGGUUGAAAGAUCCUUAAUGCUUAGCCACACUGCUGUAUAAUCCUGGCCACUUUCCAUGUAAGCACAUGACAUUGUGUAUUUUAUUGGCUUAGCACCUCUUGCAGUGCCCUGAUUAAGGUCAAAGUGUUUCUAAGCCUAGCACAAUUACUGCACAGCACUCCCACACCUUCAUGUAAGUCAGAACAUCCAAUGUUAAUGAGAGAUUCAACUCUGAUAACACACUACUUGUCUGAGCCCUAAUUUCAAAUGGCUAUGACAGUGGCAACACUUUACUUAAAGCGAAAAAGUACAAUGCAUUGUAAGACUUGUCAUAAGCUUUUAUGAACCCUUUAUAAUCACUUAUGUUUUCUAAUCACCUCAUAAUGAUAAAGAUAGUAUUGUUAUGUUGUGUUUUGCAGAAAAUGGGGAUUUCUUGGCUUUGGAUUUAGGAGGGACAAACUUUAGAGUGCUGUUGGUGAAGAUCCGUAGUGGCAAGCGGCGGACAGUAGAAAUGCAUAACAAAAUAUAUGCCAUUCCUAUGGAGGUGAUGCAGGGGACUGGCGAGGAGGUGAGUUAGUUUGGGAGUUUCAUCGGAGUACGGACAUACAGUACCAGUCAACAGUUUGGACACACCUACUCAUUCAAGGGUUUUUCUUUAUUUUUACUAUUUUUUACAUUGUAGAAUAAUAGUGAAGACAUCAAAACUAUGAAAUAACACAUAUGGAAUCAUGUAGUAACCAAAAAAGUGUUAAACAAAUCUACAUCUAUUUUAUAUUUGAGAUUCUUCAAAUAGCCACCCUUUGCCUUGAUGACAGCUUUGCACACUCUUGGCAUUCUCUUAACCAGCUUCACCUGGAAUGCUUUCCCAAAGGUCUUGAAGGAGUUCCCACAUAUGCUGAGCACUUGUUGGCUGCUUUUCCUUCACUCUGCCGUCCGACUCAUCCCAAACCAUCUCAAUUGGGUUGAGGUCGGGGAAUUGUGGAGGCCAGGUCAUCUGAUGCAGCACUCAUCACUCUCCUUCUUGGUAAAAUAGCCCUUACAAUGCCUGGAGGUGUGUUGGGUCAUUGUCCUGUUGAAAAACAAAUGAUAGUCCCACUAAGCCCAAACCAGAUGGGAUGGCGUAUCGCUGCAGAAUGCUGUGGUAGCCAUGCUGGUUAAGUGUGCCUUGAAUUCUAAAUAAAUCACAGACAGUGUCACCAGCAAAGCAUCCCCACACCAUAACACCUCCUCCUCCAUGCUUUACGGUGGGAACUACACAUGCAGAGAUCAUCUGUUCACGCACACUGCGUCUCACAAAGACACAGCGGUUGGAACCAUAAAUCUCAAAUUUGGACUCCAGACCAAAGGACAAAUUUCCACCUGUCUAAUGUCCAUUGCUUGUGUUUCUUGGCCCAAGCAAGUCUCUUCUUCUUAUUGGUGUCGUUUAGUAGUGGUUUCUUUGCAGCAAUUCGACCAUGAAGGCCUGAUUCACACAGUCCCCUCUGAACAGUUAAUGUUGAGAUGUGUCUGUGACUUGAACUCUGUGAAGCAUUUAUUUGGGCUGCAAUUUCUGAGGUGCAGUUAACUCUAAUGAACUUAUCCUCUGCAGCAGAGGUAAGUCUGGGUCUUCCAUUCCUGUGGCGGUCCUCAUGAGAGCCAGUUUCAUCAUAGUGCUUGAUGGUUUUUGCGACUGCUCUUGAAGAAACUUUCAAAGUUCUUGAAAUGUUCCGUAUUGACUGACCUUCAUGUCUUAAAGUAAUGAUGGACUGUCGUUUCUCUUUGCUUAUUUGAGCUGUUCUUGCCAUAAUAUGGACUUGGUCUUUUACCAAAUAGGGCUAUCUUCUGUGUACCUAUCUACCUUGUCACAACACAACUGAUUGGAUCAAACGCAUUAAGAAGGAAAGAAAUUCCACAAAUUAACUUUUAAGAAGGCACACCUGUUAAUUGAAAUGCAUUCCAGGUGACUACCUCAUGAAGCUGGUUGAGAGAAUGCCAAGAGUGUUCAAAGCUGUCAUCAAGGCAAAGGGUGGCUAUUUGAAGAAUCUCAUAGUUUUGAUGUCUUCACUAUUAUUCUACAAUGUAAAAAAAAAAUGUACAAAGAAAAACCCUUGAAUGAGUAGUUGUGUCAACCUUUAACUGGUAGUGUAUAUAUCAUUCUGUACCAAAACAAUAAACAUUUUCUCACAUAUUUUAAAAGGUAAACGCAAUAGCUCCUAUUUUAUCUCCAUAGAAACAACAGAACACACAUUAAGCACAUUCUAACAGCCAACCUUUGUGACCUGUGUAACUUAAGCAAAUGUACUUGUGCUUGUUGAAACAUACCCUCCAUUUCCCCCUUCAGCUGUUCGACCACAUUGUCCAGUGCAUAUCUGACUUCCUGGACUACAUGGGCAUGAAGAAUACUCGCCUGCCUCUGGGCUUCACCUUCUCGUUCCCGUGCAGACAGACCAGCCUGGAUGCGGUGAGCUGACUGCUUCCUUUACAGCAAGGUUUCUUAAACUAUGGGUCGGUGAGGAGUAAAGUAAUCAGCCAUUUAUCAGCUUUUUACAUCUCAGACACAUUGUUCACAAAAUACCGCCACAAAACUAAAUUUGGUGCCAAUUUUCUUCAUUUUAGGCUCAAAAGAAGUGCAUUGUCCGUCCUGUUUUAUAAAGAUAGUGGCUAUAUCUUUAUUUCUCGAGUGUCAAACAAACCUCUAAAUCUUGACACAAUUUGUUGUGUAGUACACGUGUGUACGUCACUAAUAGAAGAUCUUUCUGUCUUUGUUCAGGGCAUCCUGGUCACCUGGACUAAAGGCUUCAAGGCCACUGACUGUGAAGGGGAGGAUGUUGUGGGGCUUCUCAGAGAGGGGAUUAAAAGGAGAGAGGUAAGUGGAGAGAUGGCAUGAUGCUAGAACCUGAGCACAGACCUGAGCAGGAGCAGGAAAAUAUCUUGGCCCUAGGAUGCUGUAAGUGGCUAUUCUUUGGGUAUACAAUAUAUAGAAGAUGAGAUCUUAUGGGCAUCUAUUGACAACCAAAAGUCGCUGGAGGCUGCUCUUUUUGUUAGUUUUUACCAUGAUAUAGAAGGUUGUGAUCCAAUAUUUGUCAGUGGUAUUUCUAUAAAAAUUCAGUUCACUCCUCAUUUCCCCAUUGCAUAUGUGUCCCAAAGACAUCCUGUACAUGUGUUUCUAUCUGUGGUUUCUCCAGGAGUUUGACUUGGACGUGGUGGCAGUAGUGAAUGACACAGUGGGGACCAUGAUGACAUGUGCAUAUGAAGAAGCCACCUGUGAGGUCGGCCUGAUUGCAGGUUGGUCGUCCUUGUAUUCUGUCACCUCCAUAACGCUGACUCGAAACGUUAUGAUUUCUGCCUAAUGAUAGAGCAUGGGCAGGAAAUAGACACCCGCACACUGUUGAAGGUUCCUGUGUCUUCCUAAAGUAUAGUGGAAAACUCCACAGUGUGCAGGUGCAUCUUUUUGUUUUCUAUGAUGUACAUUUUGUUUCCUGCACCUGGCAAAGUGCUGUACUUUUCAACUAAUUAUAGACCAUGGCAAUAUAGAUUUGAGUGACGGAGAGGACAAGUGAAAGUAGGAAUUAUCAGAAUAACAGCUGAUUGCGAGAGUAACAAUCUCCCCAUAUCUAGACAACUACAGAACAUGAAUAUGAUUAUUAAUAUUAUUAUUGUGUUUGAUACCUGUCAAAGGUAUGAUUGUUGAACAUGUAUGGUUUGUGGUUUCAGGAACUGGCAGCAAUGCCUGUUACAUGGAGGAGAUGAGGAACAUUGAGACGGUUGAGGGAGAUGUGGGGAGGAUGUGUGUCAACAUGGAGUGGGGCGCCUUCGGGGACAACGGCUGUCUGGAUGAUAUCAGGACAGAAUAUGACAGAGCUGUGGAUGACUUCUCACUCAACCCUGGCAAGCAGAGGUAACUGGGCUGCUCUCUCUCCCAAUCAAAAUGACUUCCCUUCAGCUAACUUUUGUUGAUAUUGAAUAGUCUUGUUAUUAGAGAUCUAGAAAUACCAACAUUUUUGUGUUUCUUUUUCAUCUCAGGUAUGAGAAGAUGUGCAGCGGCAUGUAUCUAGGGGAGAUUGUGCGAAACAUCCUGAUCGAUUUGACGAAGCGUGGCUUUCUCUUCAGAGGGCAAAUAUCAGAGACACUAAAGACCAGAGGCAUUUUCGAAACUAAGUUCCUCUCCCAGAUUGAAAGGUUGGCAGCCAUGUUGAAUCUGCGAUUGAAAUGAUAACUGAUUGUGUCAUCAUAACUACCUUUUGUUGUGCAAUGGCCUCAACAAAAUGUCCUCAUGUUCCCCCCAGUGACCGCUUGGCGCUACUGCAGGUGAGGUCCAUUCUGCUGCAUCUGGGUCUGGACAGUACAUGUGAUGACAGUAUCAUCGUCAAGGAGGUGUGUGGUACAGUGUCUCACCGGGCAGCCCAGCUCUGUGGAGCCGGAAUGGCCGCCGUCGUUGACAAAAUCAGAGAGAACCGUGGUCUGGACCAAAUGGACAUCACCGUGGGGGUAGACGGAACGCUCUACAAGCUUCAUCCACAGUGAGUAAUAAUGCAAUAAUUGCAGUUGGUUGAAAUAACAUGUAUCACAGUCAUUGACUGAGGUAUUCAAGUUGACAAUUAUAUUAUGGUGAAUGUUGAGUAUUGGCCAGCAAUUUUUGUGUAGUUUAUUGCAGGUAUAAAAUAAAAAAAUGUAUAGCACAUAUUGGUUCUAUUCUCUUUGAUCAAGUCCUACAUCGUCAUUGAUUUGGCUUCAUUGAUUUACCAUCAGUGUAACAAUAGCAUGAACAAAGUCAUGUAUGUUAAGCGAGACCAUCCAUGUCUUUUUAUUUUUUCACAGCUUCUCUGGGGUCAUGCACCAGACAGUGAAAGAUUUGGCCCCUAAGUGCAACGUCAACUUCCUUCUCUCCGAGGACGGGAGCGGCAAGGGAGCAGCCCUCAUCACCGCCGUGGGCUGUCGCAUGCGUGAGCAAGAGCAGCAGAAGAGCUGA